ACUUUCCCCAGCGCCCUUAGCCAUGCUGUCCCGACUCCUUAAGGAGCACCAAGGCAAGCAGACGGAACGGAAAGAAGCGCAAGAAAAGAGGAGGAAGGAUGCGAUUGCUGCAGCUACUACUUUGACGGAAGCAUUGGUAGAUCAUCUAAAUGUGGGUGUGGCGCAAGCAUACGUGAACCAAAGAAAGUUGGACCAUGAGGUGAAGACGUUGCAGACCCAGGCUGCCCAGUUUGCAAAGCAAACAACCCAGUGGAUUAGUUUAGUGGAGAACUUUAACCAGGCCCUAAAAGAAAUUGGUGAUGUGGAAAACUGGGCCAGAAGCAUUGAAAAGGAUAUGCGCAUUAUAGCUACUGCUCUAGAAUACGUAUACAAGGGGCAACUGCAGCCUUCUGCCUCUUGAUCGGUUAUAUUGGUGGCUCACUGUGCAAGUGAAGCUUUAUUUAAAGUUGGUUGAGGCUUUACAUGAUUUGCAUGAGGAAGCCUGCACCUCUCCAGAUCUGCAAGUGCCAAUGGUAUUUUGUGGCAAUGAACAUAUUUAUUUAAAGCUGCGCUAUCCACAGUUGUAUACUACAUGCCUGCAGACAAGAGUGAACUAAAAUGAGGAUACCAUACAGAGGCGUCUGUGUAGCCCCUGAGAGAAGUUGGCCUAAAGAUCCCUUGGAAGGUCAUAUGUGGCUCAUGGACUACCAGUUCGACAAUAUUUGUGCAUAAGAAUAAUAGAAGACCAGCUUUUUGGAAAGGAUCUUCAAAUAAUGUCUGGAUUUAUAAAGUUUAGUUCUAAUGUGGCUACGUAAAUGGCCAUUCAUGUGCUCCUCAAAAGCUCACAACUGAUGGGUCACAUGGUGCACUAAAUACAUUGAUGCACUAAAUAAACAGCUGUUGAACACA
Molecule: messenger RNA, 888 nt
Organism: Xenopus tropicalis (tropical clawed frog)
Lineage: Eukaryota; Metazoa; Chordata; Amphibia; Anura; Pipidae
Gene: bloc1s1
Product: biogenesis of lysosomal organelles complex 1 subunit 1
Exons: 4
Coding region: 23-400 (125 amino acids)
Cellular component (GO): lysosomal membrane; mitochondrial matrix; cytosol
Source: RefSeq, marked provisional